AUGAGCAACCAAACAUGCCCAAAUUGCAGUAUCAGCUCGUCAAAACAUAAAGAAUUGGUCGGAUGGGUCUGGGACAACCCCGGCCGUGGUACGAUAAGUUUGAUCACAACAUGUCUAGCCACAAUAUUUUUGUGCACCUGGGUCGUAAUUCAUCCCCGAGUCUACAAGCGCGAAUCCUACGCAAAUCUCCAUAAGGUCGCUCUUUUCCUGAAGACAAUAUUCGCGCCGGAGUUUAUUGCGGUGGAAGGACUUCAGGAAUGGGCACAGUGCCGCAGGAUGCAAAGAGAAUGCCUUGAUUCCACAGCAGGUCAAUUCAAACUUGUGCAUGCCUUCUACAUCAGUAUGCUCGCACUGAGGUACCAAACCCCGAAUGGCGAUCGUGUUAUUUGGCCGAACCAAUAUACCUGGCUACUACAGCAAAGGCUUAUUCGAUGGGAAGACCAUCCGAGUUGGGGUCUGUCUCUCGAUGACAUCUGUGACAAGAGCAAAUCAGAUAAUGCUGCAAAACUACUGGCUUUGAUCCAGGUGACCUGGUUCUCGGCACAAUGCAUACUGCGUAUCUCUUAUCAUCUCCCACUGUCGCAGUUGGAGUCGAUGACCCUGGGAUAUAUCCCAUUGUUUAUCGUGACAUACUUCUUCUGGUGGAACAAGCCCAAGGAUAUCAGAUCUCCAUCUCUUGUUGUGCUUCCGGAAAUGGGCCUGGAACAAUUCCACUUCUUUCAGUCGAUGGCUGUCAGUAAUAAGUUUGACAAUGAGGGGAUGAAAGACCAAACAUCAUAUUGGAAUAUAUGGUAUCUUACCCCGCGGGUAUUUGAGAAGGUAGAGGCGGACAGACUCGUGCAGGAGUCUCAAACCAAAGCUCUGAAGGACCCAAAUCAGAAUCCAAUCACCGAACCACCGCAUGAACCCACAAUCAACGCAAGCAAGAUACGAGAUCUCGAAGAUCCACAUAAGUCCCGGAAGGAUAUCGUUGUGUCCCAUUGGGAUCCCGAUCUAUAUAGGUCAAGAAUCUGGCCUUUGGCGUGUCUGUUCGGGAUUUCAUUCGGCGCCCUUCACCUCGUAUCUUGGAAUACCAUGUUCCCAUCGGUCGUUGAGUUGUGGCUCUGGCGUGUAUCCGCCUUUGUUUCAAUCGUGUCAAUGCUUAUAUUUAUGCACUUUGAGAAGGUUGUCCUCCGGUGGGAUGGCGUCUUGACACUUUUCAGUCUCUCAUCCCCAGUGUUUUAUCUUCUUAGUCGCAUUGUGAUGAUUGCAGAGGUAUUUUCCGCAUUAAGAGCAGCAGACUCCGCUAUUUAUGAUACCUACGAGUACUCAGUCUACUGGUUGCCCUUUUUGUGA
Molecule: messenger RNA, 1335 nt
Organism: Penicillium verrucosum
Lineage: Eukaryota; Fungi; Ascomycota; Eurotiomycetes; Eurotiales; Aspergillaceae
Exons: 1
Coding region: 1-1335 (444 amino acids)
Source: RefSeq, a predicted model, not a curated record